AAGUAGUGGACAGGGCAAGAGGUACGGGGUGGAAACUAUUGUAAACAGUUCCAAAAGUUUCCAAAAGUUACUCAGAGUAGUUUUUGGAGUUAAAAUGUAGCAUCGGCCACUAAGUAAUCUCCCCACAAUGUUGUACUUUCUUGGAAAUGGCCAUCCUAUGACUGGUGGCUGGUGAAAUGUAUUGGACAUUAUGAGCAAACAAGAUGGCAGAGUAUGAGGCUGUGUCGGAUAGGGAGGUUCUCCUUAACUACUACAAUGAACUUCUGUCUCAAAACAAGAUCAACGCCUGUAAACGUCGCAAGGUGUCAGGAGAGGAGGCAGAGUCAUCUGCCCUUGGAAACAACAGCCUGCUUUCUGCAGAGAUCAGAAACACAGAGUCCUCAUUAGAUUCACCAAGUUCCAGUCCAUCUGCUGGGGAACAUAGUGAUGUAGAAAACUCUCCUGCCAAAGUCAUUCCUGCUACUGAGAUAAUCCCUCCCACCGAGGUCAUCACACCCACCGAGGUCAGCACACCCACCCAAGUCAUUAAUACCACCAAAGUCAUCGCCCCUACCUCUCCAACAAAUCCAACGUCUCCAACAACCCCUAUCUUACCCCCAACACCCACUACUCCAAUAUUGCCCCCUACCCCCACCAGCCCACUGACUCCAAGUCUUCCAGCCACACCAUCAAGUGGCACAGAGAACACACCUGAGGAUAUCAUUGAAGCCCUGAAGGAUGUUACUCAGACUCCCACUAAUGAGCAGGGAUCCUAUCCCUGUCCCAAGUGUGACAAACAGUUUGCCUAUGUUGGUAACUUGAAGCGACACAUUAAGAUGCACCACGGAGAGUUUCGGCCAUAUAAAUGCUUGUUGUGUGUCAAAAGGUUCUGGGGAAAUGACAGUCUAGAACAACAUUGUAAGCGAGUUCAUUCCAAAGACAAACCAUAUGCUUGUGCCCAUUGUGAGAAGAAGUAUUCUGUGUGCUAUGACCUCCAGAAACAUGUGCGAAGUGUCCAUGGCAAGGAUAUUGACUGGGAGGUGACAGUGCCAAGUAAAUCCCCAGGGCCUGAAGACACUGGAUCAGACAGACGCAAAGUUACAGGAAUAACCACAGUGCACCUCGGCCAGUUGAACCAUAAAUGUAAAUUCUGCAACAGAGGCUUUGCCACAUUUAAUGGGCUUGGUGUGCAUCUAAAAAUGCAUUUCCGUUGUAAAGUAUGUCAAAAGGGUUUUAACACGGAGGAAUCAUUGAGGACCCACGUGGAGAAAGCACAACACCAGGCAGGAGAGUUGGACCAGGAGUAUGUUUUAUGAUUCACUGGCAACAAUAACAUCAGUAUUAGACAACCUGCUCACCCCCAACAUUCCAACAUAUAUCCAUCUAAGUUUUAUAUUGGAUCAUUCUAUUCACUGGAAUAGGGGUUCGGGUAUGUAGGUUGAGGUUGAAUUAUCUAGCAGAAAUCCAUUUUUAUAUUAAAUGUAUGACAACAUGUUUUAAACAUGUUUUUUUUAUAUGUUUGACUUGUUUUUAGUGUUUAACCUGUGUUAUAUAUACAUAGCUUUAACUUUGUACAUAGCUUUAACUGCUGUACUUUUGUGUAAUAUGGUAUAAAUCGUUUGACGACAAUUUACUAGGCUGACAUAGCAUUAAGAGAUAUGUGAUUUUAUAAGCAUUAAUAGUGUCAUUUAGUAACUCGUACACAGAAACAAUUUUAUUUUUAUUCAAUAGUGCUACUUUAUUUGUCUAAAGUUUUACUGUUAUAAAGACUACAGGAUUUAUUCUAUGCUGGCUGGUUUACACUGUUUAGGUAAACAAAAGAAACAACAACAAUCAAGUGACAGUGCUAUUCAGUAGAACAUUUUAUAUGAAAUUAAGACCUGUCUCAGAUUGAGGAUUAUCUCAUCAUGAGUUUUAUGUUGGUAUAUCACAAUAUGAACCUUUAUUGAAGAAUUUUUACUGAAGCUGCAAGUAGCAUUUUCUAAAAAAAAAAAA
Messenger RNA from Mizuhopecten yessoensis (Yesso scallop), 1974 nucleotides. Its product is annotated as adult enhancer factor 1-like. The transcript has 3 exons. Lineage: Eukaryota; Metazoa; Mollusca; Bivalvia; Pectinida; Pectinidae. The coding region runs from base 204 to 1295 and encodes 363 amino acids. Gene Ontology annotation, cellular component: nucleus. The record is from RefSeq and is a predicted model, not a curated record.